AUGAUCCCCUCAUCAGUAUCCCUGCUCUCCUUCUCCAUCGGACUUGCCGCACAGGCAGUCGCCUCUCCGCUCUCUACUAAUUCCAACAAUGUCAACGCCAAUUUCGCCCGCACGUCCUCGCUGCCGCUCGCACCGUUGCUCGGUGCCUCCCAUGACGCACCCCACGGGACCGUCAACAACUCGUACAUCGUCUUCAUGAAGCCCGAGCUUCACAGCUCGGCGCUCUCCAACCACUUCAACUUCCUCGAGGCGGCGCACCAGGAGGACCCACUCGAGUCCGCUGAGGGCGAGAGCGGCGUCAAGCACGUCUAUGACGGGCACAUUAGGGGCUAUGCGGGGUGGUUCACGGAGAACACACUCAAUAAGAUCAGGUCGAUGCCUGAGGUCGACUUUGUCGAGAGGGAUCAGAUUGUGAAGACGCAAGAGGUUCAGGCGAAAGAGGUUCAGAGGUCGGCGCCAUGGGGUCUCGCACGUAUUAGCCACCGCCCCAGGCUCUCCUUCGGUACCUUCACUCGUUACGAGUACUCUCCCGAUGGUGGUGAGGGUGUCGACGUCUAUGUCAUCGACACUGGUAUCAACAUCCACCAUGCCGAGUUCGAGGGCCGUGCCUUCUGGGGCAAGACCAUUCCUCAGAACGAUGUUGACGAGGACAACAACGGUCACGGUACUCACUGUGCCGGCACCAUCGCUUCCAGGAAGUACGGUGUUGCUAAGGCCGCCAACGUCAUCGCCGUCAAGGUCCUCGGUUCGAAUGGCUCCGGCACUAUGUCGGACGUCGUCUCUGGUGUCGUCUUCGCCGCUGAUUCCGCUGUGAAGAAGGCCGCCGCUGCUCUCGCUGAGCUCAAGGCCACCGGCUCGACAAAGCACAAGGGCUCUGUCGCCAACAUGUCGCUUGGCGGUGGCAAGUCCAGGGCUCUCGACCAGGCUGUCAACGGCGCCGUCGACGCUGGGCUUCACUUCGCUGUCGCUGCCGGCAAUGACAACAGGGACGCGUGCAACUACUCCCCCGCUGCUGCCGAGAAGGCCGUCACCGUCGGCGCUUCUACUCUCGGUGACGAGCGUGCCUACUUCUCCAACUACGGCAAGUGCGUGGAUAUCUUUGCCCCCGGCUUGAACAUCCUCUCCACCUGGAUCGGCUCAGACCACGCCAUCAACACCAUCUCUGGCACGUCGAUGGCUUCGCCCCACACCGCCGGUCUCCUUGCCUACCUCCUCUCCAUCUAUCCCUCCGCCACCUUCGACCCAUCGCUCUCUUCCCUUGUUCCCCCGCCGCUCAACACUGUCCGCCCUGGAUCGCCCAUCGCUCGUGCGUACCAGAUGGCGUACAGCGUUCUUCCUAGCUGGGUAUCGAGCUUCCUUCCCCCCAUGCCCCUCCUCGAUAUCAUCGGCGGUGGAUCGGAUGUCCCCGCGUUUGGUGAGAACAAGUCGUUGAGCCCUGCUCAGCUCAAGGCCGCCCUCGUUGCACUCUCGACCAAGGACAUCCUCACGGAGAUCCCCAGCGACACCGUUAACCUUUUGGCGUUCAACAACGCCACUGCUGCUUAAGGGUGGAUGUACGGUCUUUGGCGCAGGGAGCGGUGAUGGUUGGAUUGAUGGAUGGAGACUUAAUGCUAUCGUUGAUGAUGAUCAUGAUAGAGGGUCAGCUUAGUUUGUUAUGCGUUUUUGUCGGUCGGGGUAUUACCCCAACCUUGUAAUUUAGUGUUCACAGUCCGCUACUGUUCAGUUGUGUGUUCUCUCGCAUCAAUAUCGUUCACGCCCACCGUCACGAUUCCAGUCUUGCAAAUAUUCGUCUGCUGUCGUCUUUUACAUGCAAUUUACGUUCGUCG
Molecule: messenger RNA, 1826 nt
Organism: Stereum hirsutum FP-91666 SS1
Lineage: Eukaryota; Fungi; Basidiomycota; Agaricomycetes; Russulales; Stereaceae
Product: subtilisin-like serine protease
Exons: 2
Coding region: 1-1545 (514 amino acids)
Biological process (GO): proteolysis
Molecular function (GO): serine-type endopeptidase activity
Source: RefSeq, a predicted model, not a curated record